Messenger RNA from Telopea speciosissima, 2518 nucleotides. RefSeq names its product phospholipase D alpha 1-like. Gene Ontology annotation, molecular function: D-type glycerophospholipase activity; calcium ion binding. The transcript has a single exon. The coding region runs from base 1 to 2481 and encodes 826 amino acids. Gene Ontology annotation, cellular component: plasma membrane. Gene Ontology annotation, biological process: phospholipid catabolic process; phosphatidylcholine metabolic process. Lineage: Eukaryota; Viridiplantae; Streptophyta; Magnoliopsida; Proteales; Proteaceae. The record is from RefSeq and is a predicted model, not a curated record.
AUGGCUCCAAUUUUGAUCCACGGAAUGCUUCAUGUCACCAUUUUUGAGGUGGAUAAGCUGCACUUGGGAUUUGGCCCAAAUUUCAUUGGCAGGCUUGUGGAGAAGGUACAAGAUGGAAUUGGAAUCGGCAAGGGUACUAGACUAUAUGCAACAAUUGAUAUAGGAAAAGCUAGAGUUGGGCGGACAAGAAUGCUGAAACGCGAGCAUGUCAACCCUCGAUGGUUCGAAUCUUUUCACAUUUACUGUGCUCAUAUGUCUUCCCAUAUAAUUUUCACUGUUAAAGAUGAUAAGCCCAUUGGGGCAACAGUAGUAGGAAGAGCUUAUGUACCUGUUGAGGAAAUCAUUGGUGGGGAAGAAAUAGAUAGAUGGGUGGAAUUCAUUUAUGAACAUCAUAAACAUAUUAUUCAUCGACAUUCAAAGAUCCAUGUAAAGCUACAAUAUGUUCCUGUAGCAAAUCAACUUACUUGGUCCAGGGGAAUUACAAGUCCCAAAUUUCCUGGUGUCCCUUACACAUUCUUCUCACAAAGACAAGGAUGCAGAGUUACUCUUUACCAAGAUGCACAUAUCCCAGACGACUUCAUCCCCAAAAUCCCUCUUUCAGGGGGAAAAUACUAUGAACCCCAUAGAUGCUGGGAGGAUAUUUUUGAUGCGAUAACUAAUGCAAAACAUUUGAUUUAUAUAGCUGGGUGGUCUGUCUAUACUAAGAUUACCUUAGUAAGGGACAUGAGCAGGCCAAAGUCUGGAGGAGACGUUACUCUUGGGGAGCUGCUCAAGAGGAAGGCUAGUGAAGGUGUCAAGGUUCUUAUGCUUGUUUGGGAUGACAGAACCUCCGUGGGUUUGAUAAAGAAUGAAGGUGUUAUGGACACCCAUGAUACAGAAACUGAAGAUUACUUUCGAGACAGUGAUGUUCACUGUGUUUUGUGUGGCCGUGACCCUGAUGUUGGGGAUAGCUUGGUUCAGGGCUUUGAGAUUUCCACAAUGUUCACUCAUCACCAAAAGACUCUGGUGGUAGACAGUGAGAUGCCCAACAGAAGAUCAUGGUCGUCCUCAGAGGAGGAGGAAUGGAGGAGAAGGAGAAGAAUAGUGAGUUUUGUUGGUGGAAUUGAUCUUUGUGAUGGGAGAUAUGAUACACCCUUCCAUUCCCUUUUCAAGACCUUGAACACAGCCCACCAUCAUGAUUUUCAUCAACCCAACUUCAAAGGUUCUUCAAUCCACAAAGGUGGUCCAAGAGAGCCCUGGCAUGAUAUCCAUUGCCGUCUGGAAGGACCCAUAGCAUGGGAUGUCCUUUACAAUUUUGAGCAGAGAUGGUGGAAGCAAGGUGGGAAAAACGUACUUGUUCAGCUCCACAACCUUGAAGACAUUAUUAUAACCCCAUCUCCAGUUAUGUUCCCAGGGGACCAUGAGACAUGGAAUGUUCAGUUAUUUAGAUCCAUCGAUGGAGGUGCUGCAUUCGGCUUUCCUGCAACACCAGAGGAUGCUGCCAGAGCAGGACUUGUGAGUGGAAAGAACAACAUAAUCGAUCGAAGUAUUCAGGAUGCCUACAUAAAUGCCAUUCGAAGAGCAAAGCAUUUUGUGUACAUUGAAAAUCAAUAUUUCCUGGGAAGCUCAUUCUGUUGGAAGCCAGAGCAUGACAUCAAGGUUGAAGAUAUAGGUGCCUUGCAUCUAAUUCCAAAAGAAAUCUCACUGAAGAUUGUGAGUAAGAUUGAAGCAGGUGAGAGGUUUGUGGCCUAUGUUGUGGUCCCUAUGUGGCCAGAAGGUAUUCCAGAGAGUGAUCAUGUCCAACCAAUUUUAGAUUGGCAGAGGAGAACAAUGGAAAUGAUGUACACUGAUAUCACUCAGGCCCUCCACGCUAAGGGGCUUAUGGAGGCCGACCCAAGGGAAUACUUGACAUUCUUUUGCCUUGGCAAUAGGGAGAUGAAGAGUAGGAAUGUUGGUGAAGAAUAUGAAGCUCCUCAUAAACCAGAGAAGGGUAGUGAUUAUAGUAGAGCACAGCAGGAGCGCCGCUUCAUGAUUUAUGUUCAUGGAAAGAUGAUGAUAGUUGAUGAUGAAUACAUUAUCAUUGGAUCUGCAAAUCUGAAUCAGAGGUCAAUGGAUGGUGGUAGGGACUCUGAGAUAGCCAUGGGAGCAUAUCAACCGCAUCACCUAGCAACCAAGCAAGCUGCAAGAGGUCAGAUCCAUGGCUUCCGGAUGGCAUUGUGGUACGAGCAUCUUGGCAUGCUUGACAAUGGCUUACUCCAUCCUGGGAGUUUGGAAUGUGUUGGUAAGGUGAACCGGAUCGCUGAUAAGUACUGGGAUCUUUACUCCAAAGAGAGUGAUGAUCUAGAGCAUCAUGACCUGCCAGGCCAUCUGCUUAGGUACCCAAUUCAAGUCACUCGCAAUGGAGAAGUCACUACACUUUCAGGGUUUGAUCAUUUCCCUGACACUAAGGCUCGCAUUCUUGGUUCCAAAUCCGCGUUAGUUCCCUCAAUCUUGACUACAUAAUAGGAUUUUGUUCAAAUACGUACAGUAGUAAUAUCCA